Molecule: messenger RNA, 5519 nt
Organism: Neomonachus schauinslandi (Hawaiian monk seal)
Lineage: Eukaryota; Metazoa; Chordata; Mammalia; Carnivora; Phocidae
Gene: PLEKHN1
Product: pleckstrin homology domain containing N1
Biological process (GO): response to hypoxia; 3'-UTR-mediated mRNA destabilization; positive regulation of apoptotic process
Cellular component (GO): mitochondrial membrane; cytoskeleton
Molecular function (GO): cardiolipin binding; phosphatidylinositol phosphate binding; phosphatidic acid binding
Source: RefSeq, a predicted model, not a curated record
GCCCUCCCAGAAAGGCUCCACCCUCGUCCGGCCCUUAGGUGUAGGGCAAGACUUCCCAGAGCUCUGCCUGGGAGGCGGGACAGGAGGCUCAGUACAGAGGGACCCAGACCUGUCGACCUGCUCAACUUGGGCCCGCCGCCACCGCCGCCCAUGGGGAACAGCCACUGCGUCCCUCAGGCCCCUAGGAGGCUCCGGGCGUCCUUCUCCAGAAAGCCUUCGCUGAAGGGAAAUAGAGAGGAUGGUGCAAGGAAGCUGGCUGGCCUGUUUGGCUCCGAGGCCGGUCCUGACCUGGACGCCACUGCUGACAAGAUCUUCUACUACAUCCCUGGGACGGACAUCCGGGGCCUGGAGAGCCAGCGAGAAAACCUAGAGCAGCCGUUCCUGAGUGUGUUCAAGAAGGGGCGGCGGAGGGUGCCUGUGAGGAAUCUGGGCAAGGUUGUACACUAUGCCAAGGUCCAGCUACGAUUCCAGCAUAGCCAGGACAUCAGCAACUGCUAUCUGGAGCUGUUCCCCUCCUACCUCUACUUCCAGGCCCAUGGUUCCAAAGGACUCACCUUCCAGGGGCUGUUACCACUGAUGGAGCUGAGUGUCUGCCCGCUUGAGGGGUCCAGAGAGCAUGCCUUCCAGAUCACAGGCCCGCUGCCUGCUCCCCUUCAUGUGCUCUGCCCCAGCCAGGCUGAGCUGGGCCUCUGGCUGUACCACCUGGAAAAGCAGAUAGCCCUCGUGGGAGGGCUGCAGCACUACCACUCAGCAGCCCCGCAGGGCCCCCCUGAGGACGAGCUGCCCUGGACUCUGCAGCGCAGGCUGACCCAGCUACGGAAGUCAUUAGGGCAUCAAAUGGUGGGCAGUGCCGUCUGUGCCUCGAGGGUCAAGCUGCAGCAUCUGCCCUCACAGGAGCAAUGGGACCGGCUCCUGGUCCUGUACCCAACAUCCCUGGCUAUCUUCUCCGAAGAAGCAGAUGGGCUUUGCUUUAAGGGGGAGCUCCCACUCAGCGCCAUCCGCAUCAACCUGGAGGAGAAGGAGAAGCAGAUCCGUUCUUUCCUGAUCGAAGGCCGCUUCAUCAACACUAUCCGCGUGGUGUGUGCGAGCUACGAGGACUACAGCCGCUGGUUACUGUGUCUGCAGACUAUCUCGCCCAGGGAUGGAGCCGCCCCUCUGGCUGGCCCUGAGAGCUUCGCAGGCCCACGGGUCAUGGGUGGUGGCCGAGGCUCACUCUCCUCAGAUGGACAAACCAGCGGGGACUCCCCCUCCACCCACACCAGCCCCUCUGUCCCUGAGUCCUCAGUGCCAUCCACCACCCGCUGCCCUGCCCAGGCUGUACCUGACCAGGCCAACCCGGGCUGCACCAGCGUCAGCAGGCGGAGGGCAGAACUGAGAUGGAGCAGCAUCAGCCGGUCACCCAGGAGUAAGGCCCGGGGUGAGGGGCCCAGCCUGGCCACCUCGUUGUACUUGGACCUGACCAAGCUGAGCAGGCAGAGCCUAGAGGACAACCCUGAGGCCCCAGACCACCCUCUGAAGACCCCACACUCCCCACUCUAUGCUGAUCCCUACACACCACCUGCUACCUCCUACCACAAGAUCACAGACGUCCAGGGCCUGGAUGAGUUCCUCAGCGCAAUGCAGAGCUCACUUGGACCUGAGUCCUCGAGCCCCUUCCCCUCGGUCCCUGUGUCUGUGCCUGUCUCUGACCCCAGCUCUGGACUCUCCGGUCCCCACUUGCUCUCCAAGAAGGGAGCCCUGCAGCCCAGAGCCUCUCAGCGGCACCGAGGCUCCAUCAAGGGCCGGGGGCCACCACCCCCAGACUCCCCUCAGCAUGUCUCCCCAGCGAGGAAAGUCUCACCUGAGCCCCUGCCACCUCCCUCAGGUGGCCAUCCCCCCAAGAGCUCUGGCAACAUCUGGGACAAGGCUUCAUCUCCCUCCCACAAGCGGUGGCCCCGAGGAGGACCUGAGGCUGGGGGGGGGCUCAUCCAGUGGAUCUGAUGGCCUCUGGGUGACCGGUUCUCAGGACCACCUGCCAGCACGGACCCUGGAGUGGGGGUUUGCAGCAGAGCCUGGGUCUUUCUUUGUGGGGCCACAGGCCGACCGGCAUCCAAUGCUUGAACCCCAUCCAGUGCUGAGUCAGUGUCUGAUCCCAGCAGGGUGAAGGGUUCUCCAGAACUCUGAGUUUCCCUGGGCUCUGGAGGGGCCAGGAGGAGAGCCUGAUACUGAAGAUGGCCUGACAACAUGGCUACACCCCAGAUCAAAGCAGGCCUCAUAGAGGGGCCAAAUUUCAUCCUUUCCUCCAGGGAAGGAAUGAGGGAGGCCACUCGAUGCAGGCUUUACCUGGCGGUGGGAGAACGGUGCAGGUGGGAAGGUCAGAGGACUGAGAAAGUCAGGUUAGUGAGGGUCAGAGCACGUGAGAUCAGAGAGCACGAGGAUAGGGAAGUCAGCAAAGUCUGAGACGUCACAAGCAGAGAUAGAAGGGUGUUCUGGGCAAAUGUCAGUAGGCUGCAGCUGGUCAGGAGAAACUGACAGGAGACUAAGCAAGAAAGAAAGAGAAGAUUUUAUUUGUGCUGUGUGUCCAUGCAUUUUCCACUCCGCAGUCAGGAGUCCCCCAUCCUGGGGACUCCGUGCCCAUGCCCACCUGGCACCGAGCCUGGUGGCCUCCACUGCUCUGCCACCACCAGCUUCCCACCCACCUUCCUGCCCCAUCUCUGGCUCCUCAAAGCCUUGGGACAAUCCCAAAUGUCCAGUCCCUUUAUGUGCCACCACCAUAUUCCACCUCUGCACCUCGUCCAGGGUUCCCCAGAGGAGGGGCUCCAGCUUCUGCCCUACAGACCCCCACCCUGCAGGCACCUGCUCACUGAGGCAGGAGCCAAGGAGGCCCUUGGGGCUUAAGGGUCACAGAGGCCUCAGAGGCUUUCACUACCCCAGCCCACUUGUCAACAAGGCAGAGAGUUCCCGGGACACCCCCCUCCAGCCUGAAGGCCAUCUAGUCUCCUCACUCUUGCCCCCUGCCCAGAUUUCCAGCUGGGGCUUUCCUGCUGCUCUGACACCUUCUAGGUUCCAGAGCCUUAUCCUGCCUCUCCCCUGUAACUAGAUAACCCAAUAAAAUAUAGGACACCCAGUUAAAUUUGAUUUCAGAUAAACCACACAGAAUUUAGUAUAAGUACAUCUCAAAUACUGCAUGUCUGAAAUUCAAGUUUCACUGGCACCCUAUGUUUUUAUUAGCUGAUCUGGCCACCUUACUAACCAGCUCCUUGCUCAGCAUCUACCCAGCCACCUUCCAGAAUCUCCCUCCUCCCAGGUGUGAAGCACAGUCUUGGCCUUAGCCAGUGGUUAGACCUUUGGGUGGAAUCCAAGGAGCAGGACCAAGAACACUGGCUCCUUCCUAGACACCAUAGAACACAGGGGUCAAAGGGCCAGACCUGAGGGCAGCACCUCGUCCUCAGCACCUGUGGCCAUUUCUUUGUCCUGUGUCUUCCUGGACCAAGCCUGGGUUCUAAGAGCUGGGGCUGCGGCUGCGGCUGCGGCUGCGGCUGCGGCUGCGGCUGCGGCUGCGGCUGCGGCUGGGGCGUCCCUGCCCCGCCUGCCGGCGGAAGCAGUGGAUGGCAGAGAUGGUACCGAUGCUGGCCAACAACACUGCAAGAGAAGCACAGAGCCUCCUGAGUGCCGGCUCCAUCCCGGCCUGUUCACCACCUUCUACCCACAUGGCCUGGUCCUCAAAGGGCAGGGGGAGGCCAGCAGGGCAAGGAGUGGGUCAGCAAUGAGAGGAGCAAGGUCACGGGCGAAGUCUUUGCUUCCCCAUGCACCCCUCAUCCCUGCUGGCCCAGCAGGUGAGACUGGACACCACUGGUCCUCCUGGGUACCAGCCCGCUCCUCCCCCAGGGCCCCCAAACCUGUUUUCCAGGCAUCUGGGGUAUGCAGGUCUGAUGUUCUCAUAGCCCAGGUGGCAAAGGCCACAAACACCAGGCACAUGUCAUCCUGGCCGAAGGUAAAUGAGGUGAGAGGAUCUCGGGGCUCCCCUAGGAGAGAGAAGCAUGCUCUGUGCUCUGGCAGCUCCACUCAGACUCAUCUGUCCCAGAUAUGCUGUGACUCACAUCUUCCCGAUGACACCUCUGUCCCAAGACCCAGGGUAGUGUGUGGCGUAGUUGAGUCAAGCUGACUUGAGCCAGUUGCCUCUGGGUACCAUUCCCUGGUUUGUAAAAUAUCUUCCAAGGGGAAUGUGAGAUGAAGUCUGUUGCGUGCCUGACCUGGGCAAGGCCGGAGUGGGAGCUGUCCCAGUGUCUACCAUGCUAGAGGCGGGGGGGCAGGGCACUGCUGUCAUCUGGGCCUGGAUACAGAAUGAUGGUCAGUGCAGACAAAUCCCUGAGUGGCUGUGGUGUCUAGCCUAGUCUGCCCCACCUGGACUAUGUCCUGCGACGGCCAGGAGCUAGUCCGUCCUUCCCAGGUCAUCCCUAAGCAGCCCCCCCACCGGCUCAUGGCUCGGGGUCCUAGCCUGCCCCUCCCCAGCAGUCCUCCUGGCUGAACUCCCUGGACAGUAUGUUCCCAGGACCUGGACAGCCCAUGGGGCCCACGCGACACGCACCUGCUUGCCUGACUGCCCAACUGCACUGCUCUGCUGUGUCUGGGGUAGGCUCUGGUGGGGUACCAUGCCCCAUGCCCCAGGGGACCAAGCCGGGGGGCUCUGUGGCCUGUAGCUGGAGAAGGGCAGCCAGCUCCAGCAUGCCCCCCGAUGAGUCCUCCCCAAGGAAGUGUUCAUAGGCCUCGGGGAUGGAGAUGGGCACAGGGUCUCCAGGUGGAAGGGUUGGCACAGGGUCAGCCUGUGGGGGUUGGGCCACAGAGUGGCCCCCCCAGUGCCCAGACCUCUGGGCUCGACGGUCCUGGAAGAAGAAUUCACACAUGUCUGGCCACUGUACUUCGGCCAGAGCCUGGUCAGCUUCUGCCACCUCCUCAGCAUCUUCAUCUUCCUCCUCAAUAGUGUCACAAAAAAAGAACUCAUAGGCCUCUGGGAGGGUCACUGCAAAGCUGCUCCCGGGCCUGUGCCCCACUGAAGCAGAGGGGGAAGGGGGAGGCACGUGUUUGAGGAUCCGAGGCUGGGGAGACCGGGGCCCAACUGCCAUGGCGUCCCAGCCUCCAGGCCCCCCUCGGCCCCCCACUGCUGUCCUGGGGGCUGAGGGCCGGGCUGUGGCUGGUGAGGGUGGGCCUGAGGUCUCUCCUGAACCUGGCUCCUCAGGGCUGGGCACAGCCAUGGAAAAUCGCACUUUCUUCUUCUUGGGUGCUUGGACAGGGCCUAGUGGGGGAUCCCCUGAAGGAUGUCCAGCGGCACCUGCUGAAGGCUCCUCUCUGGGCUUCUCUCGGUGUCCUCCUGGAGACACAACAGGGCUCAAACAUGGCUUGGCCGUUGGGGCAACCUCCACCUUCACCACGUCAGGCCCCGCCUGGGGAAUGGGAGCAGGUGUUGACACAUCCACGUCAGAUUGGGCCUUGGAAACAAGGUGAGGUGGAACAAGUGUAGAUAAAUCCACCUCCUGCUUAAC